Pochonia chlamydosporia 170 is the source of this 4356-nucleotide messenger RNA. RefSeq names its product ABC multidrug transporter. The transcript has 14 exons. Bases 1 to 4356 code for a protein of 1451 amino acids. Gene Ontology annotation, cellular component: membrane. Gene Ontology annotation, molecular function: ATP binding; ABC-type transporter activity; ATP hydrolysis activity. The record is from RefSeq and is a predicted model, not a curated record. Lineage: Eukaryota; Fungi; Ascomycota; Sordariomycetes; Hypocreales; Clavicipitaceae. Gene Ontology annotation, biological process: transmembrane transport.
AUGACCCAAACGGACAACUACUUUGGUCCGCAAUUACCGGGCGUCUUCGACUUUACGAUUCUUUUCGAGCAGAGUAUUCUUUCUUUAUUACCGGCAUGUAUUUUCAUCGUUCUGGCGCCGUUGCGAAUUUCGACACUUGUACAUCGUGAGACUGUCGUUCGAUCACGCAAGCUAUUCUGGUCAAAACAGGUUGCUGUUGCCGUAUUCUUCUGUCUUCAAUUUACCCUCGUAGCGCUAUGGGCAGUACCAUCCACACACAGGACAAAGACGUCCCUUGCGGAAAGCAUAAUCGGCAUCCCGGAAGCGUUGGCGAUUUCCGCGCUAUCCUACGUGGAACACUACAAGUCCAUCAAGCCGUCUAUCCUGCUCAACUUGUAUCUUCUCUUGUCUAUCGUUCUCGAUAUUGCCGCAGCACGAACGUACUUCCUCCGACCUGGUUUUCAAACCAUAGGCGGCGUGUUUGUUGCAUCGCUGGCAGUAAAAGCUAUUUUACUAGCCCUUGAAGAAUCUCCUAAAAAGCUAGUCUUGAAGGAAAAAGAUACGGCCGACGAAACUGCAGCCGGGAUUGUUAGUCGCGGUAUCUUCUGGUGGCUCAAUUCGCUUCUUCUGGUAGGCGCGAGGGCGUUACUCGUAGUCGAUGACAUUGGAACCAUCGAGGACAAAUUUGACUCCGUGAAGCUCCUAGAUCAACUAGAGCGAGUAUGGGACAAUGACCCCAAAACUGGAAAAUGGGCCCUCAUGAAAUGCACCUUCUUAGCAUACCAGUGGCAAUUCUACGUCGGCAUCAUCCCCCGUCUGCUCUUUACAGGCUUCACAUUCGCGCAACCGUUCCUCAUCAACUCGGUCGUCAAUUUUGUCGGCGAGCCGGAGGAGAAGCAGACGACUGAAAUUGCUGGGAGUUUGAUCGGCGCAACUAUCCUCGUGUAUAUCGGUAUUGCGGUCUGCAACGCCAUGUAUCACCACAUGACAUAUCAGCUGCUGACCAUGUACCGCGGCGGACUCGCUUCAUUGGUAUUUAAAAAGACGCUGCGACUGGAAGCAGCUUCGAUUAAGGAUUCCGCACCGGUUACACUGAUGAGUACGGAUAUUGAGUCGAUUGUCAUGUCUGGGGAUGCUAUCCAUGAUAUUUGGGCUAGUUUCAUUGAGAUCCCUGUGGCUAUUUUCUUGCUGUAUAGGAAUGUUGGGAUCCCAAGUUUAUUCAUUCUUAUACCUGCUUUCUUUACAUCUGCUGCUGGGGCGUUGAUCUCUCCGGCCAUGGGACCUGCGCGGGUGCAAUGGAACAAGGCUAUUCAGGAGCGUGUUGGUUCCGUGUCGACAAUGUUGAGUCAAAUAAAGGGUGUUAAGAUGAUGGGGUUGACGGACUUUUUUCACAAUUCGUUGCAUGCAUUGCGAAUCCAUGAGCUCAAAUUGUCGGUCAAGUUUCGAUGGAUCUUGGUGCAGUUAAAUUCUUUUGCAAUGGCAUCGGAGGAUCUGACUCCCGUCAUUGUCAUCAUCGCCGCUAUCUUCUGGACCAAGGCCGACCAAGGACUCACCAUCGCCGAAGCAUUCACGUCCCUGUCAAUCAUCAGCAUUGCAGCAACACCGCUUGUCAAUAUCCUCAUUUCAAUUGUGCAGCUGUUCGGCGCAAUUGGCUGCUUCUCAAGACUACAGGCAUUUCUGAUCAUGGAUGAAAGAAAGGAUCUGCGAGAAAUGGCCCCGUCGCCGACCUCUUCAGUGCCGUCUACUUCGUACCGAUCUUCCGUUGCGUUUUCUAGAGGAUCAAAAGACGCGUCUGCACCAUCAAACUUCGAGCUCACUUCCUUCAAGGAAACCCAACCACCCCUGGAUACCUCGAUUCCCGCGGUUGCCGUUGAAAGCGCAACUUUUACAGUGGGAGACCACAUCGAAGUCCUUUCCGACAUCAGUAUGAUCUUCCCACAGGGCACCCUAUCCAUGGUUGUCGGUCGAGUAGGCUGUGGUAAAUCGUCUUUACUUAAGGCCAUCGCAGGCGAACUUGUCAUGACAAAGGGGCGAAUUGUCACCAACGUUUCGUCCAUGGCGUAUUGUGACCAGACGCCCUGGCUGCAGAAUUGUUCUAUCCGAGAUAAUAUCGUUGCUCAAUCCCCUCUCGAUGAGAAGUGGCUGUACGCCGUCAUAGACGCUUGUGCGUUAUACGAGGAUAUCUCCAUGUUCCCAUUGCGAGAUCUCACCAUUGUUGGAUCCGGAGGUGUAGCAUUAAGUGGUGGACAGAAGCAACGAGUCGCCCUUGCUCGAGCGGUUUACUCUCGCCGCAGUCUUCUUCUCCUCGACGAUGUGUUCAGCGGUUUAGACAGCACGACGUCCAAGACCGUCUUCCAACGAGUGUUUGGCCCAGACGGCAUACUUCGAAAGUUGAAUGCCACCGUCAUCAUGAGCACCAACCAUGUCAACUUCCUCCCCGCAGCCGACCACAUCACCAUGUUGGCCGACAAGACCACCACCCGGAAUCAAGUCCGCUUCGACUCCGUCGACCCCUCUGAAUGGGGCAUUUUUGAAAGCGACACAGACAGCGCUACUACUAUUUCUGAGUCCGACGAAACGGCGUUGGAAAAGGCCGCGGUGCAGGCGUCCCGGGAGGCAGCUGCCAAUCCGGCCCGGAAGACGGAGGCGGAUCUGAGUCGCCAGACCGGCGAUUUUGACUGCUAUAGGAUAUAUGUGCGGUCGUUGGGCAAGAUGGCUAUUUCGAUGUUGUUGAUUGGUAGUGUUUUGCAUACAGCAAUGGUCAAGAUGCCACAGGUUUGGCUGAAGCUGUGGACGCAGAGUGGUACUGGGUCCAGAGAUUACGGAUAUAUGGGUGGUUAUAUUGGUUUUGCGCUUGCUUCGACGAUAUUCGGAGCUCUGAAUAUUGGAUACUACGCUCUUGUUGGAGUUCCCAAGUCGGCGAUCCGACUCCACGAAAUGCUUCUCAAAUCCGUCGUCCGGGCACCAUUCUACUUCUUCACCAGCACAGACAGUGGCAUCACACUCAACCGAUUCAGCCAAGACAUGACGCUCAUCGACAACGCCCUCCCCAUGGCCUUUAUCAACGUCACCAUGCUAUCCCUCCGCGCCCUCGCAGAAACAGGCCUCAUCGCCUCGGGAGCAUCCUACGUCGCCGCCACCAUCCCCAUCUGCCUCCUCGCCUUGUACUUCAUCCAGAAAUACUACCUCCGCACCUCCCGCCAAAUCCGAUUCCUCGACCUCGAAAUGAAGUCCCCCCUGUACACGCAAUUCACCGAAACCCUCGCCGGCCUCUCCACGAUCCGCUCCUUCGGCUGGGCCAGCGCCUUCCUGCGCGACAACCACCGCCGCCUGGACACCUCCCAGAAGCCGUUCUACACCAUGUUCUGCAUCCAGCGCUGGCUUCAGGUCGUACUGGACUUGUUCGUCGCGGGGAUGGCGCUUGUGCUGGUUUCGGUGGCGCUGAAUAUUCCCGAUCAUACUACCAAGGGAGCGGUUGGGUUGGCCAUGGUGAAUCUGAUUGGGUUUAACCAGACGUUGACCAUGGUUAUUGAUCAGUGGACGAGGCUGGAGACGUCGCUGGGCGCGAUUGCGCGAUUGAAGUGGUUUAUGAGGAAUACGCCUGAUGAGAAUAGGGAGUGUGAGAGGGAUGUGCCGAGUGAGGAGUGGCCGAUGAGAGGAGACAUUGAGUUGGAGAAUGUGGUUGCUUCUUAUAGUGAUGAAACCGACCCCGUUCUAAAGGGCGUAUCUCUCAAGAUCAAGGCCGGUCAAAAGGUUGGCAUAUGUGGCCGGUCCGGAAGCGGAAAAUCAUCUCUCAUCCUAACCCUCUCCCGCCUCUUGGACAUCCAAUCCGGCACCAUAGAAAUCGACAACGAGGAUCUAUCCCUCCUCCCCCGACAACUCAUCCGCUCACGGCUCACGGCCCUCCCCCAAGACGCAAUCAAGCUCCGCGGCACGGUGCGGCACAAUCUCGACCCCCAAUCCACCAUCCAGGCAGACCAGCCGCUCGAAGACGUUCUCCGCAAGACAUCCAUAUGGGAGACGAUCGCUCACAGGGGCGGCCUAGACGCCGACAUGGACGAGCUGGGCUUGUCGGCGGGCCAGCUACAGCUAUUUUGUUUGGCGCGAGCGUUGCUAUCACACCGGGCGGUGGUAUUACUAGACGAAGCGACGAGUAGUAUCGAUCUAAGGACGGACGAUGAAGUACGGAGGGUAAUUCGGGAGGAGAUGAAGGGCAAGACGGUCAUUGAAGUGGCGCAUAGGUUGGAGGUUGUAAGGGAGUGUGACGUGGUCGUUGUCAUGGGCGAGGGUAAGGUGAUUGAGACUGGUGAACCGGAGGUGUUGCUGAGGAGGGAAGGGAGUGCAUUCAAGGCGUUGUGGGAGAGUCAGGGACUGUAA